Messenger RNA from Gastrolobium bilobum, 2400 nucleotides. Its product is annotated as probably inactive leucine-rich repeat receptor-like protein kinase IMK2. Bases 1 to 2400 code for a protein of 799 amino acids. The transcript has 3 exons. NCBI's taxonomy places the organism in Eukaryota, Viridiplantae, Streptophyta, Magnoliopsida, Fabales, Fabaceae. Gene Ontology annotation, biological process: protein phosphorylation. The record is from RefSeq and is a predicted model, not a curated record. Gene Ontology annotation, molecular function: ATP binding; protein kinase activity; protein binding.
AUGGGAAACAAUAGUUUGCAUCAUGUCAAAGAUUUCCACACAAACCCACUUCAGCUUUUGCUCUCUUUUUCUACAAAUUGUGAUAGAAUGAGGAAAUGGAGGAGUCAUAAGGGUAGUUUCAUUUACUUAGCAUUUUUCCUGUUUCUUUUGCAAGCUAUGGCUUGUAUCAUUCAACCUGUCUCAGGGCACAUGUGGGAUGGGGUGAUUGUUACUCAAUCUGAUCAUCAAGCUUUGCAGGCUAUUAAGCUUGAGCUGAUUGAUAUCAAAGGGGUUCUGAGAAGCUGGAAUGAUACUGGUUUAGGUGCUUGUUCAGGUGGUUGGGUUGGAAUCAAAUGUGUGAAUGGAGAGGUUAUUGCAAUUCAGCUUCCUUGGAGAGGGUUGGGUGGCCGCAUCUCAGAGAAAAUUGGACAGCUUCAAGCUCUUAGGAAGCUUAGUCUUCAUGACAAUGUUCUUGUUGGUCCUGUCCCUUGGUCUCUUGGCUUUCUUCCUAAUCUUAGAGGAGUUUAUCUCUUCAAUAACAGGCUUUCAGGUUCUAUUCCUCCUUCCAUUGGUAAUUGUCCAUUGCUUCAAUCUCUUGAUAUUAGUAAUAAUUCCCUCAAUGGUAAAAUCCCUUCUAAUUUAGCAAACUCCACUAGGAUAUUCAGAAUCAAUUUGAGCUUUAACUCACUUUCUGGAUCCAUUCCUAGCAGUUUCAGUAUGUCUCCUUCUCUUACUAUUCUUGCCCUCCAACACAACAAUCUCUCAGGAUCUAUUCCAAAUGAACUAGGUGCACUUUCCAGGCUUAGAAUUCUUGAUCUAUCAAACAAUGUAAUCAAUGGCAGCUUUCCUGCUAGCUUCUCCAACCUCUCUUCUCUUGUUUCAUUGAAUCUAGAGAACAAUCAACUUGAAAACCAUAUCCCAGAUGCUUUGGACAGGUUACACAACCUUUCUGUGCUUAACCUGAAGAACAAUAAGCUUGGUGGCCAAAUCCCAUCAACAAUUGGAAACAUCUCAAGCAUUAGCCAAAUUGAUUUCUCUGAAAAUAAAUUCAUGGGAAAAAUUCCAGAUUCCCUUACCAAACUUGCUCAUCUCAGUUCAUUCAAUGUCUCUUACAACAAUUUAUCUGGUCCUGUCCCAUCUCCACUUUCCAAAAGAUUCAAUGCUAGCUCCUUUUCAGGGAAUCUUGAGCUUUGUGGGUACAUCAGUUCAAAACCGUGCCCUUCACCCCCACCUCAUAAUCUUCCAGCUCAAUCACCAAACCCUCCUUCCAAGCCACACCACCGUAAACUAAGCACCAAGGACAUAAUCCUCAUAGUAGCAGGCAUUCUCCUGUUAAUUCUGCUAUUACUGUGCUGCUUUUUGUUAUGUUGUUUGAUCAGGAGAAGAACUGCUUCAAGCAGAAAGAGUGGCAAGAUGGCUAAGGCUGCAGCAUCUGCUAGGAGUGUUGAGAAAGGUGCAACAACUGGUGGUGAAAUUCAAUCAGGAGGUGAAGCUGGAGGAAAACUAGUUCACUUUGAUGGACCUUUUGUGUUUACUGCUGAUGAUCUUUUGUGUGCAACUGCUGAGAUAAUGGGGAAAAGUGCAUAUGGAACAGCAUACAAGGCAACAUUGGAGGAUGGGAACCAAGUUGCUGUGAAAAGGUUGAGGGAGAAAACUACUAAAGGGCAGAAGGAGUUUGAAACUGAGGUUGCUGCACUUGGCAAAAUCAGACACCCAAAUCUCUUAGCCCUUAGAGCCUAUUAUUUAGGACCCAAAGGAGAGAAGCUUCUUGUCUUUGAUUACAUGACCAAAGGAAGCCUAGCAUCAUUCCUUCAUGCUCGGGGACCUGAAAUUGUCAUUGAAUGGCCAACGAGGAUGAAAAUAGCCAUUGGAGUCACUAAUGGUUUGUGUUACCUCCAUAACCAAGAGAAUAUAAUACAUGGGAAUCUUACAUCUACCAACAUACUCUUAGAUGAGCAAACAAAUGCACAUAUCACAGAUUUUGGUCUUUCAAGGCUAAUGACAACUUCUGCCAACACCAACAUAAUUGCCACUGCAGGAAGUUUAGGCUAUAAUGCACCAGAACUUUCAAAAACCAAGAAGCCUAACACAAAAACUGAUGUUUAUAGCCUUGGUGUCAUUAUCUUGGAACUCCUAACUGGUAAACCACCUGGGGAACCAACCAAUGGCAUGGAUUUGCCACAAUGGGUGGCAUCCAUAGUAAAGGAGGAAUGGACUAAUGAAGUGUUUGAUUUGGAACUCAUGAGGGAUGCACCAACCAUAGGGGAUGAACUUCUUAAUACAUUGAAAUUAGCAUUGCAUUGUGUGGAUCCAUCUCCAGCUGCUAGGCCUGAAGUUCAGCAAGUUCUACAGCAAUUAGAGGAGAUCAAACCAGACUUGGUUGCAGUGGAUGAUGAAGCUCAAGUCCAAACAACUGAAUGA